UCAAAACGCAUACUAAAAACGUUACUCAAAUCGCUGAUCAUAACGGUUAAAUCCUUUUUCUCUUUGAACUCGAUCUUAAUUAGAUUUUAAGCUUUUAAAAGAACAAUCUUUGCGUAAUUUUGUUAAUGAGUAUGGAGACGAAGGCGCCGGCGAGGACGACCCUGUUAAAGCAGUCGUCGUUAGCUCCGGAUCGGCAGCGGAAGGAGGCGGAGCUGAUUGACGGCGAAGACGACGGCGGGAACAUCAAGCCGGAGGUGAGUUUGAUGUACUUGGCCAAUGAGCGUGACUUGGAAGGCAUCAACGAGCUCUUAGAUUCCGGCAUCGAUGUAAAUUUUCGUGAUAUUGAUGACCGUACGGCUCUCCACGUGGCGGCGUGCCAGGGCUUCACAGAGGUUGUCGAAUUGUUGCUCCAACGUGGUGCUGACGUGGACCCCAAAGAUCGUUGGGGCAGCUCGCCCCUUUCAGAUGCUAUAUAUUAUAAAAACCAUGAUGUGAUUCAACUUUUGGAGAAGCAUGGAGCAAAACCUCUGAUGGCUCCAAUGCAUGUCAAUCACGCCCGUGAAGUUCCGGAGUACGAAAUUGAUGCUCAUGAACUUGAUUUUACGAAUAGUGUUGAUAUUACUAAGGGGACUUUCCGUAUGGCAUCAUGGCGUGGAAUUCAAGUUGCUGUAAAAAGGCUCCCAGAGGAAGUGAUUACUGAUGAAGAUAAAGUGAGGGCAUUUAGGGAUGAGCUUGCAUUGCUUCAAAAGAUUCGACAUCCAAAUGUAGUCCAAUUUCUGGGUGCUGUAACACAAAGUAGUCCAAUGAUGAUUGUGACAGAAUAUUUACCUAAGGGAGAUCUUCGUGCAUUCUUGAAAAGAAAAGGAGCACUGAAACAAUCGAUAGCUGUGAGAUUCGCACUUGAUAUUGCAAGGGGAAUGAAUUAUUUGCAUGAGAAUAAACCAGCACCAAUUAUUCACCGUGAUCUUGAACCUUCAAAUAUAUUGCGGGAUGAUUCUGGACAUCUGAAAGUUGCAGACUUUGGAGUUAGCAAGUUGCUUACAGUCAAAGAAGAUAGACCCCUAAUUUGUGAAGACGCUUCGUGUCGGUACGUGGCUCCAGAGGUUUUCAGAAAUGAAGAGUAUGAUACCAAAGUAGAUGUAUUCUCAUUUGCUUUAAUUUUACAGGAGAUGAUUGAAGGUUACCCGCCGUUUUGCAUGAAGCAAGAUGAUGAAGUACCUAAAGCAUAUGUUGCUAGAGAGCGUCCACCUUUUAAAGCUCCUGCAAAGCGUUAUGCACAUGGACUUAAAGAGUAAGUUCUACAUAUAUUGUUAGAUGCACAUUCUAAGUUGUACUUAAUAC
This is a messenger RNA of Pistacia vera, 1341 nucleotides long. Its product is annotated as integrin-linked protein kinase 1-like. Lineage: Eukaryota; Viridiplantae; Streptophyta; Magnoliopsida; Sapindales; Anacardiaceae. Gene Ontology annotation, biological process: protein phosphorylation. The record is from RefSeq and is a predicted model, not a curated record. The transcript is spliced from 10 exons. Gene Ontology annotation, molecular function: ATP binding; protein binding; protein kinase activity. Bases 126 to 1295 code for a protein of 389 amino acids.